Messenger RNA from Rhipicephalus microplus (southern cattle tick), 3356 nucleotides. RefSeq names its product upstream transcription factor usf (gene Usf). Gene Ontology annotation, molecular function: RNA polymerase II cis-regulatory region sequence-specific DNA binding; DNA-binding transcription factor activity, RNA polymerase II-specific; protein dimerization activity. NCBI's taxonomy places the organism in Eukaryota, Metazoa, Arthropoda, Arachnida, Ixodida, Ixodidae. The record is from RefSeq and is a predicted model, not a curated record. Gene Ontology annotation, biological process: regulation of transcription by RNA polymerase II.
GCCAAGAGGUCGCCAUAUUGUCACAUGUCUAGGUUUUGGGCUCACAUGACCUGUUGUUUGGCCCCGUGAUCACCUCGCUUCCUGGCAAAUUCAAAACAUUCAUUCCUAACCACAUGGAUAUGCUGGAUCAAGCGUUGGACAGCAAUUCCCAAGACAAGAACGACUCGGCAUCGGAUGAUGCAUCGCAUAUCCCCUCCGAUGGCAGACUCGAAAAGCAGUCAUUCUGGAAAGGCCUGCUUGUUGUCUAACAUACAGCAGUGUCCUCCCAAAACAACUGCUUUCUGCAGCUGCAAGUAGGUGGGGACAGGACCUUAAAAAGUACCUUACGCAAAACACGAGCAAGAAGAAAGUGGUAUGGCGGAAGGCGUAGAAGUGGACAGCCAGGCUGCGGCCAUAGCCAGCGUUGCGCCGCAGGCCCUCCUGGAUCCUGGCAUCCAGUACCAGUUCCGCACCGAGAAUGGCCAGGGAGGGGUCACCUACCGCGUGGUCCAGGUGGCAGCCGCGCCGGAAGGCACUGAGGCUGCCAGCGGCCAAGUGGUCACCACGGCGGCACUUGUUGGCCAGCAAGUGGCACAAGCCAUUAUUUCCAGCCCCUUUGCAGCCACCACGGCCAAUGGAGGCUCCAGCCCAACUGCUGAAGGGGGUCAAUUCUAUGUGAUGAUGUCACCCCAGGAUGUUCUGCAGACUGCACCAAGGACAUUAGCACCGCGAUCCCACAGCUUCGGCUCUAAAUCUGAAGGAAGCAGGACAGCCAGGGAUGAAAGGAGGAGGGCCACACACAACGAAGUGGAGAGGAGGAGGAGGGAUAAGAUCAAUAACUGGAUCAUCAAGCUUUCCAAAAUCAUUCCAGACUGCUCUAGUGACCUGAAUAAAUCUGGACAGCCAUCGUCCGUACACCUUCACAGCAAGGGCGGUAUCCUGGCAAAGGCCUGUGACUACAUUCAGGAAUUGCGUGCAAGCUGUGCACGACUGCCCGAGGUACUGAAGGAGAACGAGCGGCUGGCUUUGGAUUUGGAUUUGCUGCGACAACAGUGUGAACAGCUCAGGGCCACCAAUCAGCUUCUGAAGGCCCACCUAGAGCAAAGUGGUAUCACUGUCACCGAAGUUGAACACACGUCCUAACAAGAGCUCCUUGGCAGCUAAAGAAGCACGUCUAUGAAGAUAAAUAAAGCACCCAAGUGAUACGUCAUUAUCCAGCUUUAGUGAGUGGGAAGCAAACGUUGGCUGUGCAGGACAAGUAGGCUGACGAAAUCCGGGACAUAGACCAUAGACGAGCAUGUUUGCAAGUCGUGACCCGUGGCAAAACAUCUCCCACUUCCCGCAGUGUUGCGGAUUCCCUGGACUCCUUUCCCCACGCUUGGCCUUUUAGGAAGGACAGGAUUACAUAGACAGCUUCUGGUGGUUCAACGUGCCUGACCUGCAACCACCUUCCUUUUGUGUGCAUCAAAAGAACUCUCUUGCAAAGUGGUUGAUUCUUCACUCCCUUUUUUUAUGGAUGCCACGUCCCUGGCGCAUUUGCUCUGCGCAUCACAGUGACUUGUCCUUGAUACGAAAAAGAAACGCAUCUUUUUUUUUCUCUCUCUUGGGUGAGACCUUGCUUCCAAUCCGUUUAAAUGUUCGUGGUUGCAGGGGUUGGGAGUUACAGUUGUGUGUGUAUGCAUGGAUCAUUGUAAUUUGCCUUUUUACCUUCGUGGCACUGCCUCAUUGAUAAAUUGGAAAUCGUCGUGCUAUGAGUGAUUUCGCAUGCACGACACAAUUAUAUGUUGUUGUUUUUUUUCCGUGCCAGUUUGAGUUGUAGCUUUUUCAUGCAGUUUGUUACAGAACAUCCUGAUGCAAAAGGCCUGUUAGGUAGCUUACCAUAUUUUCAUGGCUUCUGAGAUGUUCAGAAUUUUAUAAAAAAAGGCUGGAGCUUCGUUAGGCUUCAUUAAGGCAACGUGUGAUGCAGUGUCAUAGAAGCACAGUACCUGUUUGCACAUUGCAUCUAAGUUCCCCGUCUGAAGUGUUCGAAGAGUUUAGUUCCGGGUGCCUUUGCGUUUGUACUGGUGUACUGAAAGGGAUGCUGGCAUCUAGUCAUUGCUCUAAUUUGUGCCUGCACGACUUCGUUUCAUCGAGAGUAUUUGUACAGAAGUAGAAGUCAUGGUGGUGAACUCUGAGAACACUACAAUUGACUGUUCACUGUUGUCUUUGUCACUUUUUUUUUUCAGACUGUGCUGCUUUUUUUUUUUGUUUAGAAGAGUCGCUGAAUCUUCAAAGUAUGUAUGUUCAUGCCACUCUGUUCUCUUAAAUAAAGUGCUAGCAUGAAUGAAAUAAAGCCACUUGGCAUAUGUAAGGCCCUUCUGCAUUGGGCUCCAAGUCGCCUGGCUCUUCGAGAUAGUUUUGGUAUCAGAUAGUGCAAAUGCACCAGCAUUGUCUCUUUAAAUGCUCUGUGAGGGCACAUUGUGCAUGCAUGUGUGGACUGUUUGAUCAGUGGCUUUGGUACCGCCAUCUCAGCCUAUUUUAGAAAGCAUUUGUACAACAAGCCGAGUGGUUGGUACAUUUGUAGCGCAUGAAUCAUAGGCAAGUGUUGCGGUAAUUCACUGAGGCAUGUGUUGGCCUUAAACCCACCUUGAAAGGGCCACGGUUGAAACAGCUUUGUGAAUUGUUUUAUCAUUGCUUCGGUGUACUUGCACACGCUCAUGCUGCUACACCAGGUGAUGUGGAUGGGAAAAGCAGAGGCUGCGAUUAUGCAACAAUGCGUUAGAAAUGAAAGCCACUUGUGUCACAAGACACUUCAGUGGUUCAGAGGCUCUUUUUCCAGGUCCAUUCAGCGUAGUUGGUCAUGGCAAGAAGAUUUCAGCGCAGUUUUUGUUUAGAAGCGCUGUGACGGGUUGCCUUCACCUAUGCUGCUUUUCCUGCCUACAUUCUCCCGCAUUUCACUUUACGUUAAUGCAUCUAUGCUACUAUGGUAAGUGCUGUCAGCAGAUCCUGCACAGAGCUUCAUCGAAUGUUGUGAAAUGCAAAACCUUUAGCAGCACAGUAAGGAAUUAGUGGGCACUUAUUUUUUUUGUAUGUUGAUAUAGUGAGAGAAGCAUUGGCUGGAAAAGCAUUUUUGUACAACCUAUAUUAGGUAGUACAGUCUUGUCGUGAGCAUGUCUUCUAUUUUUUUUCUCUGCCACUGUUGUCUGUUUAACAGGUUUACCUCUCUGUUUGAGAAGGAACCUUUGUGGAUGUAGGCUUGUUUGCAAGCAUUUCACUGUUUGCUUUCUAUGGGCAUGUGGCUGGUGUAAGGCUGUUUGUUGUACUUCGUUCACUCUUGUGUGGUGACAUUGAUGCUUUCAAGCCUUGUUUUGUUCUUUUUUUUUUCUGUGCUAGUGCAA